UUCAUGUUAUCUGCGUCGUUACUUUACUACUAGAGCGACAUCAACGAUGUACAGCAAUCCCCCGAGCCGAAAUUUAGCUUAUGCACCCACUCCCUAUGCAUACCCAGCAACAAACAUUCUCUCCGCCCGGAUCAACCUUGACGAAGAGGUCAAACUCGCCGACUCCUCCGCCGAACGUGAUCUGAUCGACUCUCUCGCCGAGAUCUACAGCAUCAUCCGCACCCUCGAUGGACUGGAAAAAGCAUACAUAAAGGAUGCGCUACCAGAAACGGAGUACUCGGACAUGUGUUCGAAACUGCUGAAGCAGUAUCGAUCGAUAUUGAACGAUGAGAACGUUGCACGAGAGUUUGGAGACCUGGAUACAUUCACACAGAAAUGGGAUAUUGAGUGUCCCCGCGCCAAAGAACGUCUAAAAGUCGGCCUAUCCAGUGUGGAAACCAUCACCGUGGCAAAAGCUACUCCUGGGUCUGCAGCACCGCAAGGCAAUCUUUCGGGCAGCUUGAUCUUGGUCGCGACCGAGAAUUUCAUCACGUUCCUUGAUGCCUUACGAUUGAACAUGGUCUCCAAAAGCGCUUUGCAUCCACUUCUGUCAGACGUAAUCCAAUCGGUAAACAAGGUCACCGACCAGGAUUUUGACCAUCGCGGUAAGAUCAUCCAAUGGCUGAUCACGCUCAAUCAGAUGAAGACAUCCGAGGAGUUAAGCGAGGAGCAGGCGAGGGAUUUGGCGUUCGACAUGGAGCAAGCCUAUAAUGGAUUCAAGUCGAUCAUACAGUGAAACUGUUACUUUUUGGCGCCAAGGCAAAACGUCUUUUCGCGGUCGUGGAAAUCAACCAAGCGGAGAUCACUCUCGACCCAGAGAUGGCCGAUCACACAAUCACGAGAUGCCACAGCUUAGGUGGCUGACGUUAAAUCCACUGGACUUCCGCCGGUUGCCUCCAUCCGAUGUAACGAUCUUGACAGAAGUCCUUGCAAGGGGGUAUCGAAGGAGAACUCCGACCACCGAAAACGUAUUCGAAGUGUCGUGCACGUAUCUUAUCGCAGUCUGUCACGCCUCGCACUGUCUUGAACUGCUGUGCCCACUCCAAGGUCUCUCCUGGAACACAUGUCUCAGUCUUGUUCCCAAGUCGGGUACGUCACGCCACACUGAGCUAUUUUGUGGGAGAGACAGUUACAUGGGCGAGAGGGCGCAAAGCAAGCGGCCAGAUAGGGACGCGGCGACUACCGUUAGGGAACCAGAAGGUAGGCGACAUCAGACAAACAGAUGGAUGACACGGAAGUACCACUGUUUCAGGAAACCUUCCAGAGCGAUUGCGUGAGUGCACAAGGCUUGCGCUCUGUUCUCAUGUGUGAAGCAAAGUUCGCGAUGUUACAUCGAGGACUUCCGCUGCCGCUACGCACGGAGUACGGAGCUGUCCGCGGGAGAAAGAAAGGACGUUCAGAGUGAUUCACGACCUUGUCGCGAUUUUCGCGAAUCCUACUCGGGCUCUCCGAGCGGUCCUUCUUGUGGGCUUCGCAACACACGCACGUACUUGUACGUACAAGAAAGAGAGCAUGGGCCAAGUACAUACCAAGUAUCUACACUCGGACGUUCAUGCCUGUUGCUGAUGGAGGCGGCGAGGGAAGACAGAGAGCGGGAAACCUGGAAGAAUAAUCCUCCGCUCCGGGGCGCUCCCCUUUUUGACUUGUUUCCGCUCCCCGCUCCGCCCCGACAGACGAGGCCGAGGACAUGGAUACUGUGUACGUGUAUACAGUAGUAACUUGCACGGCAUAUCUAAGCCAGCGACUCUCACGAACACUCUCUUUCUCACUAACUGCGGCUGUGGCCGUAUUCACACUUGUACCCAAAGUCAACGCCAACGUCAAGGUCAAGAUCAGAGCUAGCUCUGCUAUUGAGAUCAAGCUGCCAUACCAAGCAGGGAUAUUAUGGUAAUCCGCCAUCUCUUAUCCCACUAUGGCGGCGAUAUAUAAGAACGCUGUACAGAGAGACAGGGCGUGCAUGGAACGUUGUUGACUUUUCUGUGUGGUUAGACCGUCUUGCUACGGCCGGCCUGGCACCUUUGACAUGGGUCACCGCUAUCGUCAUUGCGAUCAUAGUUGAAACGUUCGUCGAUCAUUGUGAUAG
Cladophialophora immunda is the source of this 2122-nucleotide messenger RNA. RefSeq lists its product as uncharacterized. Gene Ontology annotation, cellular component: ESCRT I complex. The record is from RefSeq and is a predicted model, not a curated record. Gene Ontology annotation, biological process: protein transport to vacuole involved in ubiquitin-dependent protein catabolic process via the multivesicular body sorting pathway. Gene Ontology annotation, molecular function: protein-containing complex binding. The coding region runs from base 47 to 775 and encodes 242 amino acids. NCBI's taxonomy places the organism in Eukaryota, Fungi, Ascomycota, Eurotiomycetes, Chaetothyriales, Herpotrichiellaceae. The transcript has a single exon.